GCCAUGAGCGGCGGCGAGGUGGUCUGCUCGGGCUGGCUCCGAAAGUCGCCGCCGGAGAAGAAGUUGAAGCGCUACGCAUGGAAGAGAAGGUGGUUUGUACUUCGCAGCGGCCGAUUAACAGGGGAUCCAGAUGUGCUGGAAUACUACAAAAAUGACCAUGCUAAGAAGCCUAUCCGUAUUAUUGACUUAAACUUGUGUCAACAAGUGGAUGCUGGAUUAACAUUUAACAAAAAAGAAUUUGAAAACAGUUAUAUUUUUGAUAUCAACACUAUAGACAGAGUUUUCUAUUUGGUGGCAGACAGCGAGGAGGAGAUGAACAAGUGGGUCCGAUGUAUCUGUGAUAUCUGUGGGUUCAACCCUACGGAUGAAGAUGCUGUGAAGCCACCUCUACAAGCAUCUGCUGAGUUACCCUUGCCCAUCAACACUUCACCACCUUCUUCACAAGCAGAAUCUUCCCUACCUCCUCCUUAUCAGCUUAUUAACAUCCCUCCGCUAGAGUCUUCCUCUGGUCAAGAAGAUCCUCAAGACUACCUACUGCUAAUAAACUGUCAGAGUAAAAAGCCUGAACCUAUGAAAUCUCACGUGGACCCRGCAAAAUCCGCCGCCUCUGAAACAGACUGCAACGACAACGUGCCCUCGCACAAGAGCGCCGCGCCACCGGCGGGCAAGCACGCCGUGAACGGCUUCUUUCAGCAGCAGGGCUUCUACGACUCUCCACCCUCUCGCACCGGACUGGCGCUGGCAGACUGCAGCCUAUAUAACCUGCCUAGGAGUUACUCACAGGAUGUUUUGCCGAAGGCAGCGUCUCCAUCAGGGACUGAUGCAGAAGGAGAGCAACAUGUUUUCAAUCCGCCAUCAGCAACAUCUUCUUUAGAUGCUCAGAUGAGACAUAUCUCCCUUAGCUAYGACAUUCCCCCCACGCCUGGAGGUACUUACCAGAUUCCACGAACUUUUCCGGAAGGAUCGUUGUCUCAGACUUCAAAACUGGAGACAAUUCCAGAUAUUCCUCCACCUCGGCCACCGAAACCUCACCACUCUUCGGAUCGAUCUCCUGUGGAAACCUGUAGCAUUACCCGCACUGCUUCAGACACUGAUAACAGCUACUGCAUCCCUACAGCGGGAGUGCCACCCUCGCGCAGCAAUACCAUUUCAACUGUAGAUCUGAAUAUCUUCCGUAAAGAAAUUAGUUCUCAAGACUGUUACGAUAUUCCACGUACGUUCCCGAAUGACCGAUCUAACUCGCUGGAAGGCUUCCAUAACCACUUUAAAAACAGAAGCAUGUUGACAGUGGGAAGUGUUUCAAGUGAAGAUCUAGAUGAAAAUUAUGUCCCAAUGAAUCCCAACUCUCCUCCACGACAGCAUUCCAGCAGCUUCACUGAACCCAUCCAGGAAACAAACUAUGUACCAAUGACACCAGGCACGUUUGAUUUUCCGUUAUUUGGAAAGCAAGUCCCUCCUCCCGCUCACAUGGGUUUCAGGUCCAGUCCAAAGACCCCUCCUAGACGGACAGUACCUGUUGCAGAAUGUGAACCACCACCAGUGGAUCGGAACCUCAAACCAGACAGAAAAGCAAAACCAGCUCCACUAGAAAUAAAACCUCUGCCUGAAUGGGAAGAACUACAAGCCCCAGUUAGAUCUCCUAUCACCAGAAGUUUUGCACGAGACUCCUCCAGGUUUCCCAUGUCUCCCAGACCGGAUUCAGUUCAUAGCACAACUUCGAGCAGUGACUCGCACGACAGUGAAGAGAAUUAUGUAUCCAUGAAUCCAAAUCAGUCCACUGAAGACCCAAAUUUGUUUGGUAGCAACAGCCUUGAUGGAGGAAGCAGCCCUAUGGUAAAACCUAAAGGAGAUAAGCAAGUAGAAUAUUUAGAUCUGGACCUGGAUUCUGGGAAAUCUACCCCACCUCGUAAGAAAAAGAGCAGUGGUUCAGGCAGCAGUGUGGCAGACGAGAGAGUUGAUUACGUUGUGGUUGACCAGCAGAAAACACUAGCACUGAAGAGCACACGAGAGGCAUGGACUGAUGGGAGGCAGUCUACAGAGUCUGAAACGCCUACCAAAAGCGUAAAAUGAAAACACAGCUUUAUCUGCCAAGAACAGAAAGAGGCGUCUUUUAUCGCUCUGAAUUUUUGAGAAUUACAGAACCACGACGGCGGCGUCGAUUGACUGUGCAGUGCUUGAUGAUUCGCUGGUCUGUGAACAGGUUCUUGACCGAAGAAGACGGCAGCCAAAGGAUGCUUCAAAUACAUCAGAGGAAUUUUAAGAUCCUAAAUUGGCUCUGUGGUCUCUGGAAAGUUCGUAACCUGUAUAUAACCUGUACAAUAGUAUCGCUUGGCUUUCAGAAAACCUUUCGUUUGGUAGUUAACACAUUGUAGUAUUACUAUGUUUAUGCACUUUUUCAGUUAUGAUGUUGGUUCAGGUAUUCCCAGUUAGUGUACCUUAAUGCCUAAUUCAUCUGGAGAAUUUUUUUCCUUACACUACUAUUCCUUACAAUUUUAGGUUAAUUAAGCUACUUGUAGAUAUGGGAAUUAAUAUUUGAACUUCAWUUUAACAGCUUAAAAUUGAUUUUGCGGAAAUACUUCCACAAUUGAAUAAUCUACUUGAAAUGUCGAGAGAUGACCGGUAGUUACAUACGUGUUUAUAUUUAAUACACACAAGAUUAUUUGGAAGUCUACAGGUUAUCUGCCUAACAAAAAUUGCUGUGAGAUAAUAAUAAUGAACUAUACUGGGUUUAGACCUACAAUCCUGGCUCCUGUGUUAGUUGUUAGUGGUGGAACUUCUAUUGUAUUUUAUUAAUGACAGUGUUCUGUGUUCAAUGGGUGAAGAUUCUGCAGGGUGGGAUCUUACCUUUUAAAGACUGAGUAAUUAAAUAUCAAGUAAGCCUGCAAACCACUGAUGGCAUGCAGUAAUAUUGUGAUCUCACAAUUAUUAACAAGAAAUAACCUUUAUAUUAUUUACAGAAGGUAGAGUAUAUAAAUCAGGUACGUACCAAGCACUAUUGUGCUAAUACACUGAUCAGGUUUAGACAGUGAGCUGUAGUUUUGUACUAUUUAGAAGUUCUAAUGUCAGUUUUCAGUUUGAGAUUAAUGGGACAGUUUGACAUUCACUGUUUGUAGUACUAGCAAAAUACUGUGAUUUUGAAUUAGACAUUUAAUUCAAAUGGAAACACUAUGUUUUGACACCAUAGUGCCCUUCUUACAAUCUUUAUUUUACUUUAAUCUCCUGCUUGGCCUUAUAUUUAAAUCCCUAUGCAACUGAUAUUUUAUAUCUUUGUUUUUAAAAAUUAGAAAAAUUAGAUGAUAUACCUAAGUGAUCCCCUUGUAAACCACUUGUUGCUCUUUCCUGGUACAGGAGUUUAAGCUCUGUAUACUGUGAUCCUUUAUUUUAUUAUGCCAGUUCCAAAUAAUAAUCUACCUUGGUUUAGAUACAGUUUUGUUAUCUGGAAGAAAAGAGAGUUCUUUAAAGGUGUGAAUGAYUUAGGUCUAGAUAGAAAACCUACUAACAGUUUUUCACUUUUUUUUCUAAACACAAAAAUGCCCAUAAGUAAAUUGUUUUUCUACGGUUCCUUCUUCACCCCCACCCAAUCCAUUUGUUUCAAUUUGUCCAGAUCAUUUAAAAGUUGAUCAUUGAAGUAUGUUGUUUUCUGGCAUGCUGGUGUCAGUCCUGUGCCUAAUCUGCCAUUGGUUGUUUCUCCUCCCUCACAGCCACAAACUACAGUAUGUAAAUUAACAU
Molecule: messenger RNA, 3729 nt
Organism: Nothoprocta perdicaria
Lineage: Eukaryota; Metazoa; Chordata; Aves; Tinamiformes; Tinamidae
Gene: GAB1
Product: GRB2 associated binding protein 1
Exons: 10
Coding region: 4-2070 (688 amino acids)
Source: RefSeq, a predicted model, not a curated record